AUGACCACCACCAGCGACAGUGUCACCAUCGACCCUCGCGGUGACAUCCGUCUCCAAGUCGGCCGCGACGACGUCGACCAUGCCGACAACGAAUCAUCCUCCUGGCAGCACGCCGAAUUCCUCGUCUGCUCCCGCGCGCUGGCCCGCGCCUCGCCCAUCUUCGACCGCAUGCUGUACGGCCCCUACGCCGAGGCCGCGCACGCCUCCCCCGACUGGAGCGUCGCGCUGCCCGAGGACAAGCCGGCGCCGAUGCAGGUGCUGCUGCAGAUCGCGCACGCCCGCUUCUCCCGCGUGCCGCCCGUGCUGUCCGUGGACAACCUGCACGACCUCGCGGUGCUGACCAACUACUACGACGCCACGGCGCUGCUGGCGCCGUGGAUCGGCGGCUGGAUGGCGGAGCUGGCGGAGAUUUCGCACGACGCCAACGUCAUACAGUCCAAGCUCCUCUGGAUCGCAUGGGAGUUUGGGCUGAGGGACGACUUUGGCAGCGUGGCGCACCGGAUGCUGACGGAGGAGCCGCCGCAGCCUGCCGCCGACGCCAGCCCAGCUGCCGCUGAUCAGGUUCAAGCUCCUCACAUUAUCGGUAACGACAACCCCCCCCCCCCCUACUUUCUAACUCAAUCUUCAGAAUCCAUCUCUUCCAUCCGGCUGCGGGCCAUCCAGCAACUCCUCGACAUCGUCGCCGACGUCGUCUCGCGCCUUACCGGCACCGACGACCACGCCCCGCGGUGGUGCCGCCACGCCGCCCGCGUCGACCAUCGCCAGUGCGAGCUGAUGAUCCUGGGUUCGCUCAGCUUCUGCCUCGCGCGCGCCGGCAUCUGGCCGCUGCCGACCGCCGCCGCGCAUGUCCGGCUCAGCCUCGGCGAGCUGCACCGCGUGCUGACGAACCUGGUCAUCCACGACAUCGGCGCCGAGCCGGGGGACCCGCGGCUCGACCACGAGACGUGCAACCCGGCGCCGCUUCUGAUGCAGCGCGUCAGGCACGUCAUGCUGAGCAUACCGAGUCCCGUGACGGAGUUUCACGUCAGUCAUCUGGAGAGGAGGGCGAGGAAGCUGCGGCACGGCUCGGCUAGGUGA
This is a messenger RNA of Cordyceps fumosorosea ARSEF 2679, 1077 nucleotides long. RefSeq lists its product as hypothetical. The transcript has a single exon. The record is from RefSeq and is a predicted model, not a curated record. Bases 1 to 1077 code for a protein of 358 amino acids. Lineage: Eukaryota; Fungi; Ascomycota; Sordariomycetes; Hypocreales; Cordycipitaceae.